Cavia porcellus (domestic guinea pig) is the source of this 6398-nucleotide messenger RNA. RefSeq names its product RNA binding motif single stranded interacting protein 2 (gene Rbms2). Gene Ontology annotation, molecular function: mRNA binding. The coding region runs from base 546 to 1877 and encodes 443 amino acids. The transcript is spliced from 17 exons. The record is from RefSeq and is a predicted model, not a curated record. Gene Ontology annotation, cellular component: ribonucleoprotein complex; nucleus; cytoplasm. Lineage: Eukaryota; Metazoa; Chordata; Mammalia; Rodentia; Caviidae.
GGAGAAUACUUAUGAUGACAACAAGAUGGUCUUAUGAAGGGAUCUGAAGUCUCUCAUUCUACAUCCCUGUUUCACUUGGAUGAGCAGGGUUUCUGGGUAUCAUUCUUAAAGUUUUGGUUUCCUGCAAGUUUCUUUUCUUACUAAGAUACUUCUUCAAGGGCAUUUCUUUGUAACUACCAGAGUUCAUAGACAACUUGAAGCAGACAUCCCAAUUCUGUGAACAUCAAUUUGGACAUAAAUUCCAGGUUUGGUAACUACUGAGCCUAUGGAAAAGAAAGAAAGAGAACGCCUCGGACUUUAGGACCCAGAGGAGGCGGCGCGAGCGUCCCACCCGGGUUUACUCGGCGGCCGAGUGACGCCGAGGAGCAGCCCCGGCUCCGCUCACCCACAGCCCCCUCCCACCUCUCCUGCUCCUUUUCUCCCUUUCUCCUCCCCCGUUCUCCCUUUCCCUCCCUCUUUCCCUCCCUCCCUCCCUCUCCCUUCCUCUUUCCCCUCCCUUUCCUUCUCCCUCUCCUCUCUCUCAGCUUCCCAACAUUAAAGAGAAAAUGCUGCUAUCAGUGACUUCCAGGCCUGGGAUUUCGACUUUUGGCUAUAACAAGAACAACAAAAAGCCAUAUGUGUCACUAUCGCAGCAGAUGGCACCACCUAGUCCAAGCAGCAGCACCCCCAACAGCAGCAGUGGGGGCAGUGGGAAUGACCAGCUGAGCAAAACCAACCUGUACAUCCGCGGAUUGCAGCCGGGCACGACUGACCAGGACCUUGUCAAGCUGUGUCAGCCAUAUGGCAAGAUUGUCUCCACUAAGGCCAUACUGGACAAGACCACAAAUAAAUGCAAAGGCUAUGGCUUUGUGGACUUUGACAGCCCUUCAGCAGCACAGAAGGCUGUAACAGCACUGAAAGCCAGUGGUGUGCAGGCACAGAUGGCAAAGCAACAAGAACAGGACCCUACAAAUUUAUAUAUCUCAAACCUCCCACUGUCCAUGGAUGAGCAAGAACUGGAGGGGAUGCUGAAGCCCUUUGGCCAGGUUAUCUCCACUCGGAUCCUUCGAGAUACCAAUGGGACCAGCAGAGGAGUUGGCUUUGCAAGGAUGGAGUCCACAGAGAAGUGCGAAGCCAUCAUCACCCAAUUUAAUGGGAAAUACAUUAAAACGCCCCCCGGGGUACCAGCCCCAUCCGAUCCCUUGCUCUGCAAAUUUGCUGAUGGUGGGCCAAAGAAACGACAGAACCAAGGAAAGUUUGUGCAGAACGGACGUGCCUGGCCGAGGAACGGAGACAUGGGUGGUAUGGCCUUAACGUAUGACCCCGCCUCAGCUCUUCAGAAUGGGUUCUAUCCAGCCCCUUAUAACAUCACCUCCAGCAGGGUGCUUGCCCAGUCUGCACUCUCCCCUUACCUUCCAUCUCCAGUGUCUUCAUAUCAGUGUCUCACUAUGCAGUUCAGUCUGAACUUGAGCUCACUAUGUAGCCCAGGCUGGCCUCAAACUCCCAGAAAUCCUCCUGCCUCAGCCUCCCCAGUGCUGGGAUUACAGAGAGUGACUCAGGCAUCUCCUCUGCAAGUACCUAACCCAUCCUGGAUGCACCACCAGUCAUACCUCAUGCCACCUUCCGGCUCCGUUCUGACACCAGGGAUGGAUCACCCCAUUUCUCUCCAACCAGCCUCCAUGAUGGGACCCCUGACCCAGCAACUAGGCCACCUCUCACUCAGCAGCACGGGCACGUAUAUGCCGACACCUGCAGCUAUGCAUGGAGCUUACAUCUCCCAGUAUGCACCUCUGCCUUCUUCCAGUGUUUCUGUUGAGGAGAACAGCGGUCCGCAGAAUCAGGUGGCAGUGGAGACGCCCUCAGAGCCUGGAGUCUAUUCUUUCCAGUUCAGCAAGUAACAGCGCUGAGCCUGCCUGCUUACUUUUUCACAGUUUUUAUUUUUGUGAAUUUUUUUGAAUGAAAUUUCAUUUGGAAUUUGGGGGUAGUGCUGGGCAAGGAGCAAGGCCAAACACUGAGCAGCAACAGAAGUGGCUUUUCCUCUGCGCUGAGGAUAGCUGCGGGAAGCAGAGCCGCUGCAAGGUCCAUUUCAGAGAGGACUCCACAGCCUUCGGAAGUCACCUUUGAAUCAAAUGUGGCUGAAGACUAAGUGUUUUUCAAUAAGUUGCAGUUGGAUUUACUGACCUCUUGCUCUUACUGCUGUGAGGCCAGCGUCCUCUGUGGAAGUUGCGGCCUUUGGGUCCCUGCUUUGCAGUCUCCACUUACCCUGUGGCGAUGGCCCUUCUCCCCCUGCUAUUUGGGCUCCACUUGGCACAGGGCCUGUGCCGCUGUGGCCUGGCCAAGUUCACUCAGGCUCUGUCCAGACUACAAGACUAUGGACCAGUGGUUCUUGGCCAGUGGUGGUUUUGUUCCCCAGGGCCUGGGGUUGAUAGCUGGUGACAUUUCUGAUGGCCAUGCCUCGGGGUGGUGUGUAUGUGUUAUAGGCAUCAGCAUCUAUUUGCUAGACCUAGCACACCGAUGACACCCCUCAGUGCACAAGACACCCUGUAUCCCAUCAAGAAUUCUGGCCUAACAUGUCAGCAGUGCCAAGGUGGAAAAGCUGUGAUGCAGACAGCUUUCUGGGAUGGGGUCAGUUCCCAUCCCGGCCCUGGACACAGCACCUUUUGACACUCAGUGCAACUGGUUGGGUGGGUAGGGAUCCCGGGAUCCUAGAAUUUUCCCAGACUUUGACCUUUGAUGCUGUCCUGGUGGAGCUGGAUGCUCUUGUUAAUGUAGCAGGUACACACACAUUUCUCUGUGGCUGAGACGGGAAUUGUUUGUGUGCUGCACAGGAUAGGAAAGGACAGAGUUCUCUAAUGGCAGAGUGACUGUCCUGCCCUGGCAUAUUUGGACCCCUUCCCUGGUGAAACAGGACCUCAGAAAUCAUUUUCUUUAGCUGGCUGUGUUGGUGUAUGCCUAUAAUCCCAGCAUUUGGGAGGCUGAGGCAAGAAGAUUGCAAAUGCAUGGCCAGCCUGGGCUACAUGGUAAGAUCUAUCUUGUCCCAAAGAAAACCAAAGAGAGAAUUUUCCUUUUUCUGAAGGACAGCAGUGAGCUAUGAUAAAAAAGCAUUGUAUAUCCCAUCUCACAGUGUACAAGGCCAGAGACUUUUAGACGCCCUCUGUCUCAUUCCAUAGCUGUCCUCUCUAAGAUCUGACUGCACUGGAGACAGGAUGAAGAAAACUUGUGACCACCUACUAGAACAGGAGAUGAUCCUGCUGCUGUCUCCUCUCAACAAAGAAUCUGCUCCCUUGGAGCUAGGUUCAUCUCCCCAGAAACUGCCACAGCGGGAUAAGCUGGUGGCCGAGGGGAACAGCAGAGCUGAGGCCAGCUUGGGGGAAGUAGAGGGCAGAGGGGAGGGCGGCUGUGGCACACAGAUUUUCCUCCCACCCCCGAGUUUAGAGUCCCUGUCCUCCUCCUUUUCCUGUUUGUCCUUUUAUAUACAUCCUUGGGAUAAAGGAGUGGGAUUGAGGCAAUGAAUAGGACUGAAAAACUAAGAAACAAAAUUGCCCAUUUUUCUAUUGGUGCUUCCAACUUCAGGAAAAGCUUGUCCAGGAUAAAAGCCCCACUCUCAGUACCCCUCUGGGGUUUGGCUAGACAAAUAGUGCUUGUUUUGGAGUUUCUUAACCGUCAGUGAAGGGCAGUAUACCACAGCUACUUUCUUGUCAAUAGCCUUUGUUUGUAACAGGGUCUUAUUCUGUAGCCCAGGCUGGCUUCAAAUUUAAGAUGAUCCUCCUGCCUCAGCCUCUGAAUGCUGUGAUAACAGUGUACACCAUCACUCUCAGCUGUCAGUGGCCUUAAAGAGAGAAAACCCAGAGUUGUAUUCAUUCAACUAGGGGAUGGGGUGCUGCCGCUAGGUCUCAUUGGGACACCUUUCCUGAUGGAAAUCAUUGUCACUGCUGCCCUUCCUCUGCCUCCCAGAACUUUUUUUUUAAAAUCUAAAAAAGGUUCUAAUUUUUUUUUCUGGUUGUUUUAAACUUCGAAGUUACCUUUUGAGAGUCUUAUCUGACUCUACUUGUUAGAUUCUAUUAAUGAUUAUUCUGACCUGGGCAGGUUCAGAUGUGGGAAGUAAUCAGGAGCCUGCAGUUAUUUUUGAAUGGUUAGUGGCCCAGAGGAGUCACUUUUAGGUGCUUUCUGGUGGAAGAACAGUCCUGCUUUCCCGUUAGUCCCUUUCUCUUAGUGGGGAGUGACUGGGAAGAGAAGGACAUGCUAAGGCAUCGCUCCCUGUGUGAAACGGUGGUGUGGGCAGCACUUCUGAGUCCUGCCUCUGCUCUCACCCCAAUCAUUACAGAAGCUUCCCUGUCACUGUGUGAGGUACUGAGGACUAAGCCCAGGGCCUCUGCUGCAUCCCUAGCCUCUUUUCAUUUUGAGUUAGGUUCUUACUAAGUCACUAAGUUGCCCAGUCUUGGCUCUAACUUGUGAUCCUCCUUCCUGUUUCCCAAGUGCUGGUAUCACAAGUGGGUGCCAUUGAGCCUGGCUGAAACUUGUAACAGUCUUAUUAUAGCUUUCAAAUACCGUAGAGCACAGCAGAGUCCCUUCCUCAGCUGCCAAGCACUUUUCUAGGCACAGAGCCUGCGAGCCCCGUCUCAUGCUAGUGUUGACUGCAGGGACAGAAGAAUGAUGCAGGUAGAGGUUGAGAUUUGGGAAGAAUGAUGGGAAGGGAUUUUUUUUUUUUUUUUUUUUUUUUUGCGGGGGUGGUAUUUUGAGACAGGAUCUCACCAUGCAGUUCAGGCUGGCUUUGGGCGCACUUUGUAGCCCAGGCUGGUCUUGAACUUGCAAUACUUCUGCCUCAGCCUCCUGAGUACUGGGAUGAUAGCAGUACACCACCACGUCUGGCUGGGAAGGGGUUUUUAAAAAAAGGCUUUUCAACCAAAGAAUUUGAAGAGCUGCCCAGCCUGAGGAUCUGGCUCUGAAGAGAGAAUAAACUUGUCAUAGCUGGGGUGGCAGGACAGUUCAUGUGCUGAGAUCAGACAGAUUUUGCUGCUCCACAGGCUCUCUGGUCAGCACUGUAGCCUGCUCCAUCCUGUCCCUUUCUGACUUGCUCACUAGUGAGUCUGUCACCCCAUGCCUGUCUCAGGGGUCACUUUGUGCUCCUGUGCAGACAUUGCUGUCACUGUCCACAGCCCUGGCAGGGAUCCCCCAGUGCUUCUGAGUCUUAGAAAAGGACCCACUGCUGUUCUUACAGAUACCCCUCCUUCUGGGAAAGUGGCAGCACCACACUCCCGGGGGCUGUUUUGCCUUAACUAGGAGCAGUCCACGCAGAUGGGUAGUCUAGCCCACACUUGCUCCAGUCUCUUCCAGUCCUCCUGGGUCAGUGGCAUCCACUGAUGCCCAAAAGGAGGAUGGGUGAUAAAAAGCCAGUCUGCAGAGGUGGAGCUUAAAUCUUGUGCCUUGUUACGCUGGUUUUACACCAAUUAUUCCAUUUCUAUGCAACACACUUUUUGGUUCAAGCAUUAGACUCCUGAAGGUCAGUGGGGUUUUCUGCUGCCUUUUAUAUAGCCUUCCCUCAGCAGCAAAGAACAACUGUCUUUAUGAGACUCCUGAAGGGGUGAGAAGUUUAUCACCACUCCCACUGCUUUUUCCUGGCCUGUCCGCUUGGCUUGAAGAGGCCUUCACUGUCCAAACAGAACUCCAAGCUCCUUUGUCCUUGUUAUUUUAUCUACCUCACAGUUCUACAACAAGGGCACAAGUGCCUGACUUUACUGGCUUUCUCUUCGUUAGUAAGCUAGAAAGGCCUCAUGAACAAAUGCAAACUCUGGAUAUUUCUACUUCUGCAACGUCUUGUCUAAGAUUUUGGCUCACUAAGCACCCUAGAAUAGUGUAAGUUUCAUUGAUAGGUCCUAAAAGGGCAGGAUGCAGUGACCAAGGAGUCACUGCAUGGCUGGGAGUCUCCCUACCACAAGAGAACGGCUCAGUGGCCACCACAUGGCUGAAAGGGUAACCAGAUACCAAAGUUUGUGACAUUUACAGGGCUAGAAGAUGUUCCCUUGUCCACCCUAAGGUCCAGGUAGUUUAUGGUGUUCAGGAGACGAAGAUCCAAAGCUGGAGGGUGGUAACUUUCCCAGCCUGAGUAAAUUGAAGUCUCUGCCCCAUUCCUGCAGUUCUGAAUCCCCAAGAUGGCUGGGUGGGUGGCUUUUGGGCAGGAACUCUGUUGCAUGCACUUAUCACCUUGGAGAGGAAGUAAGUUUAAUUUAUACUUAAAACAAUUUUGUACAUUUUUUUCCCUCUUUAUCCAGAGAUGUCUAGUUUUAUACUCUUCUGUGUUUAUGCCAAUGCUACCCUUCUAGCUUACUCCUUUUCUGACCCCUGGUCUUCCCACGUUUUUCCCUGUAACUUGGUAGUUUCAUUUUGUUAAUUUUUUUUCUUAAAUAAAACACAAAAGGCUG